Molecule: messenger RNA, 642 nt
Organism: Seminavis robusta
Lineage: Eukaryota; Bacillariophyta; Bacillariophyceae; Naviculales; Naviculaceae
Source: the annotation of a GenBank genome assembly
AUGGUGAAGCCAGAAAUCAACAAGGAAGCCCUAUUCUGGCUGGUGGUUUGGACUGCCAAUAAUGUGGGUGUGACACUUCUCAACAAAGCGGCCUUUGCCAAGGUGGAUUUCCACUAUCCCUACUUUCUCAGUUUUGUGCAUAUGGUAUGCAACUCCAUCGGCAGCCAAGGUGUCUUUUGGAGUAUCCGUCGUGACAAUCAACGCCUCAAAGCAGCCGGUAUUUCCGAAGGCCAAGCAUCCAGAAAACAAUUGGGAUUCUUUCAGCGCCUACUGGGCAAUAUCACCCGCAAAGAAUUGGAUCCCAAGGGCCGACAAAAAAUUCUGGCGUUUAGUGUGAUUUUCUCACUCAAUAUUGCCAUUGGAAAUGUCUCUCUACGACACGUGUCUGUGAAUUUCAAUCAAGUCAUGCGAUCCUUGGUCCCUGCAUUGACCAUUGGCAUGGGAUUGGCACUCAAAAAACCAGUUUCGGCACAGCGAAUAUUCAAGCGGCAACUGGCAAGCCCGAGGCCUACAUUGCCGUCAGCAUCAAUGACAAGGCCAGUGUCAUUUUUGGGGGCACGGACGAACCAACCGCCCUUGGUUGCCUCUACUCGAUUGGUGCCAUUGCUCAAGAAUCCAAUGGCAAGAUUCAGACAUCGGUGA